UCGAGACCGUUAAACCACUGCAGUUUAGUUUAAACUGCUGCAGGGAGGCGUGUUCUGCCAUCUGAUUGGCUGUUCAGACGUGACGUACAGCCAAUCAGAACGCAGUUUAAUGUCGUCAUAACGUCUAUGCAUAAAUAUUUUCGAACAUUUAAUUUAAAAUAAUACACUAAUGGAAAAGAGAACCUCAGUAGUCGCAUGUUUAUUAGGAUAAAUAUAUAUAUUACAAAUGAUAUGUAUUUAAUAAGCUAAACAUUCUCAGCUGGUGGCAGUGAUACGGCGACGCGCGAGGUACAAAUUUGGAUGAACAAAACCAGCGCGCUUCAUUUCUGGGGGGAAACAAUCAAGCUUUCAAACAUGGAGUUCAACGAAAGCGUCCUACUGAAACGUGAACGCGUCAACGACAACAAGCCUUUGGGAGGAGGGAGGCAGCGGGUGACUCUCCACUGCGGGCAGUGUAACGUCGUCCUGUCCGAUUCCUUCUUCGUCUGCGGGGAGGUUCCGAGUCUGGACUCCAUCGUGUGUCUGAAAGUAACUGAUGACGUGAUUGUUACUGAUGCAAAAAAGAUGGGAUACACAGGAGCUAUGGUGAAUUGCAUCUACAGCCGGCUCGUAUGUGGAGGCUGCGGUUGUGCUGUGGGGAGAGUGAUUCACGCUUCGCCGUCACGCGCAGCCAUGCUGCGCUCCUUCUUUCUGCUCUCCAAGGCAAACGUCAGCUGCUACGUUCUCAACAGCUGCUCAAUGGUGAAAUCGUCCAUGCUGUCAUUCAAUCACAAAUCCUUCAGAGAAAACAUGAGUGAGACCAAAGAAACGUUUGAGAAGACAGUAGAUCGGAUGUCGCGCCUGAGGAGCAGAAUAUUGGAGAGAAAUGCUUCUCGUGCGCAGAGCAAGAAGUGUGCAUGAACACCAGGCACACGCUGCUUUAACUUCACCUUCAGAUCAGUUUGAUCUGUGAACUGAUCUUUACAUCUGGUUGAUGGUGACGUGUCCCUGGUUCUUGUGGUCCUUUCUGCAAGUUUGAUGUUCUCCCUGUGCCAGCCCAGCUUUCUCCCAUUUCUUUACACCUACAGAUUCUAUGGGGAUUAUUCAUGUUUAUUUUCAGAGUGUAGGAAGAGAA
Molecule: messenger RNA, 1114 nt
Organism: Salarias fasciatus (jewelled blenny)
Lineage: Eukaryota; Metazoa; Chordata; Actinopteri; Blenniiformes; Blenniidae
Gene: oip5
Product: opa interacting protein 5
Exons: 5
Coding region: 301-900 (199 amino acids)
Biological process (GO): chromosome segregation; CENP-A containing chromatin assembly
Cellular component (GO): nucleus; chromosome, centromeric region; chromatin
Source: RefSeq, a predicted model, not a curated record